AUGCAUCUUCUGGUCUAUAUCCUGCUUAUUGCCUGCACUACAUGCCUGGCUCACUACAGAGGAGGGUAUGAAGGUCGCAAUAUGAUAGAGCGCGAGGAGCCCCAUGAUGAUCUUGACGGAGUCCUAGUGGAGUGCCCAGUAUGCGAGACCACCAGUUUGCUGCCUAGCCGAGAAGAAUGCAACAUUGUCAGGGGUAACAAACAAUACAAGAAAUGUGAAUUUGGUACAUAUAUCAACGAGAUCUGCGGCAACCGACGUGAUUGCUACAGGGGUCCCGGGCAACAGUGCACGGAAAAAAUGGAAUAUGACGUCUAUGGACAGAAAUGCGCUCACGGCUACUACUGCGACAACACUUUCAACGUUUGCACCGGAUUGGACUACACGAUCGACAGCCAUCUUCAAUGGCUAAUGAACUACAUGUAUCGCUACCCACUGCGUGAUGAAAAAACCCUCAACAAACAUAAGUCAUCAGUUAUGAUCAUCGCGUAA
This is a messenger RNA of Parnassius mnemosyne (clouded apollo), 489 nucleotides long. The record is from the annotation of a GenBank genome assembly. Lineage: Eukaryota; Metazoa; Arthropoda; Insecta; Lepidoptera; Papilionidae.